AUGUUGUCCAAACAACUCAAAUCUUUGACUUCAUUGCAAAGAUAUUUAAAUACUGCUACUUCAAUCAGAGUUGCUAAUUUUUCAUCAAAAUCAAAUUAUAAUGGAUUAUAUGAAAAACAUCAAAAGAUUGCAGAGAAAAAGAUGUCUCAACAAGAGAUUCUUGAUGUAAUUAAAUCAGAUACUUUAUUCUCUUGGAAUGCUACUGGACCAGCUUCAUCGAGUGCUUUGGUUAUGGCAAAGGGAGAAGGUGUAUAUUUCUACGAUCAAAAUGGAAAGAAAUUCAUUGAUUUCAACUCACAGGCUAUGUGUUCCAAUCUAGGUCACACCGUACCACAAGAGGUCAUCACAGCAGUCAACGACCAAUUAAAGUCAGCUGCCUACGCUUACCCAUGCGCAAUUGUCACAGAGAUCAAAGCUAAGCUCUCAUUGUUGUUGGCUGAUUUGCUACCAGGUGAUCUUGGACAUCUUUUCUACACAAGUGGUGGAGCUGAAUCCAAUGAAACCGCCAUGAGAAUGGCUAGAUUAUAUACCGGUCGUCACAAGAUUCUCGCUCGUUAUCGUUCGUACCACGGUGCUACACUUGGUUCGAUCUCGUUGACUGGUGAUCCACGUCGUUGGGCUGCAGAGCCAGCUGCAUCUGGAGUCGUUCAUUUCAUGGAUCCAUUCCCAUUGUCAUUCAAAUGGGGUGAAAACGAAGAGGAAGUCACCAAGAAGAGUCUCCAAUAUCUCCGUGAGGUGAUUGCCUACGAGGGUGGAAAGAACAUUGCCGCCAUUUUCAUUGAGCCCGUCACCGGUACCAACGGUAUUCUCAAAGCACCACGUGGUUACCUCGAGGGAAUGAGACAGAUCUGCGAUGAGCAUGGAAUUCUUAUGGUUUGCGACGAAGUUAUGAAUGGAUUCGGUAGAACCGGUGAGAUGUUUGGUUUCAUGAAUAGCGAUGGUGUCGUCCCCGAUAUCGUUACCAUGGCCAAGGGUAUCAACGGUGCCUACUUGCCAUUGGGUGCUGUCGCCUGUCGUGACCAUGUUGCCAACUUCUUCCAGAAGAAUCCAAUCGGUAUUGGUUCAACCUACAACUCACAUCCAGUCACUUUGGCAUCUGCCUAUGGAGCACUCCAAUAUUUCCUCAAGAAUCGUGUCUUGGACAACGUCAACAAGAUGGAGUCGGUCCUGAUCGAUUGUCUCGAACAACUCAAGGCCAAACAUCCAACCGUCAAGGGAUACCGUGCCCUCGGUCUCUUUGGUAUCGUCGAACUCCAAAAGAACGCCAAAGGAGAGCCAUUCGUUGAGUACAACGGUCCAGCUCACCCAGCCAUGGGUGCACUCAAGGCGGACUUCAACGCCAACGGACUUUACACUUUGCUCAGAUGGAGCAGUUUCUUCACUAACCCACCACUCAUCAUCAACGAAAAAGAAUUAAGAGAAGGUUUCGCCAUCAUCGAUAAAGCUUUAACAAAUCUCGAUAAGCAUUUCGAGAAAUAA
Heterostelium album PN500 is the source of this 1479-nucleotide messenger RNA. RefSeq names its product aminotransferase class-III. The transcript has 2 exons. The record is from RefSeq and is a predicted model, not a curated record. Gene Ontology annotation, cellular component: cytosol. Gene Ontology annotation, molecular function: pyridoxal phosphate binding; transaminase activity. Bases 1 to 1479 code for a protein of 492 amino acids. NCBI's taxonomy places the organism in Eukaryota, Evosea, Eumycetozoa, Acytosteliales, Acytosteliaceae.